Messenger RNA from Bacillus rossius redtenbacheri, 7045 nucleotides. It is a transcript of the gene alpha-Cat, whose product is annotated as catenin alpha. Lineage: Eukaryota; Metazoa; Arthropoda; Insecta; Phasmatodea; Bacillidae. Gene Ontology annotation, biological process: cell-cell adhesion; cell migration. Gene Ontology annotation, molecular function: actin filament binding; beta-catenin binding; cadherin binding. The coding region runs from base 146 to 2878 and encodes 910 amino acids. Gene Ontology annotation, cellular component: actin cytoskeleton; catenin complex; adherens junction. The transcript is spliced from 18 exons. The record is from RefSeq and is a predicted model, not a curated record.
GGGGUACUCAUCAUCUGUUUAUGUAAAAUCAUAAAAUCAAGGUGUGAUCAGUAAUUUGACGUUUCUGUUUGUGUUCGAUUUUAAAAAGUUUUAAUAAACGUUUCACAAGAGGUAUACGUAAGAGAAAUAGUUUUAUAUAGAAGACAUGGCUGACCAUUUCGGCACAAUUUCUUUGAAAUGGGACCCAAAAAACUUAGAAAUACGAACAAUGUCUGUUGAAAAAACACUGGAACCGUUGGUGCUGCAGGUGACAACUUUAGUCAACACAAAGGGGCCAUCCAAAAAGAAGAAAGGGAGGUCAAAACGAGCACAUGUUUUGGUUGCAGCUGUUGAAAAAGCCACAGAGAAUUUUAUCGAAAAAGGGGAAAUGAUUGCUUAUGAAAACCCUGAUAUCAAACAAGAAAUGCUCUCUGCAGUAGAGGAAGUUCGCAAAACAGGAGAAGCGAUGAGCAUAGCAGCGCGGGAGUUCGCAGACGACCCGUGCUCGUCGCUGAAGAGAGGCAACAUGGUGCGGGCGGCUCGCAACUUGCUUUCCGCUGUCACCCGCCUCCUCAUUCUUGCAGACAUGGUGGACGUUCAUCUGUUGCUGAAGUCACUCCGUGUGGUGGAGGACGACUUGGAGAAACUGAAGAACGCGUCGAGCCAGUCCGAGCUGCUGGACAACAUCAAAGCCUUCGGGCGCAACGCCUCGGAGCUGAUGAGCCAGGCGGCCAAGAGACAGCAGGAGCUGAAGGACCCCCAGCUGAGGGACGACCUGGCCGCCGCUCGAGCCGUGCUCAAGAAGCACUCCACCAUGUUGCUGACGGCCUCCAAGGUGUACGUGCGUCACCCUGAGCUGGCCGCCGCGAAAGCCAACCGGGACUACGUGUUCAAGCAAGUGUGCGAGGCGGUGAACACCAUCUCGGACGUGGCGCAGGGCAAAGGGCCGUCCGUGCCCCAGCAGCCGUACGACGGGCCGGGCGAGCUGGCCGCGGCCCUCGAUGACUUUGACGAGCACAUCGUGAUGGACCCGCUGGCCUACAACGAGGUGCGCACCCGGCCGUCCCUGGAGGAGCGCCUGGAGAGCAUCAUCAGCGGGGCGGCGCUCAUGGCCGACUCGUCCUGCACCCGCGACGAGCGCCGGGAGAGGAUCGUGGCCGAGUGCAACGCGGUGCGCCAGGCGCUGCAGGACCUGCUCUCCGAGUACAUGUCCAAUAUGGGCACCAAGGAGCAGAGUGAAGGGUUGGAGCGGGCCCUCGACCACAUGUGUCGCAAGACGCGAGACCUCCGACGCCAGCUCAGGAAGGCGGUGGUGGACCACGUCUCAGACAGCUUCCUGGAGACGAAUGUGCCAUUGUUGGUGCUCAUUGAAGCAGCCAAGGCCGGAAAUGAAAAGGAGGUGGAGGAAUAUGCUCUGGUAUUCACCGAGCACGCAAACAAGCUUGUUGAGGUCGCGAACCUCGCCUGCAGCAUGUCCAACAACGAGGACGGGGUGAAGAUGGUGCGGUACGCAGCCGCCCAGAUCGAGAACCUGUGCCCUCAAGUCAUCAACGCGGCUCGCAUCCUGGCGGCCCGGCCGCGAUCCAAGGUGGCCCAGGAGAACAUGGAUGUGUUCCGAGACGCCUGGGAGAACCAAGUGCGCAUCCUGACGGAGGCCGUGGACGACAUCACCACCAUCGACGACUUCCUCGCCGUUUCUGAGAACCACAUCCUGGAGGACGUGAACAAGUGCGUGCUGGCGCUGCAGGAGGGCGACGCUGACACGCUGGACCGGACGGCCGGAGCCAUCCGCGGCCGCUCCUCGCGCGUCUGCAACGUGGUGGGGGCGGAGAUGGACAACUACGAGCCGGGGAUAUACACGGAGCGCGUGCUGGAGGCAGUGAAGGUGCUGAGGGAUCAAGUGAUGCCCAACUUUGCUCAGCGUGUGGAAGUGGCAGUUGAUGCAUUGUCUUCAAAUCCCCCGAAGGAUGUUGAUGAAAACGAGUUCAUUGAUGCUUCUAGGCUGGUUUAUGAUGGCGUGAGGGAAAUACGCCGUGCGGUGUUGAUGAACCGAACCUCGGAAGAUCUUGACACAGAUACUGAAUUUGAACCUGGAGAAGAUCUCACUAUAGAUACCAGGAGCAGAUCGAGCGCCCACACUGGUGAACAUGGUGUUGAUGAAUAUCCUGAUAUCAGUGGCAUCACAACCGCUAGAGAAGCCAUGCGCAAGAUGACCGAGGAGGACAAGCAGAAGAUCGCUCAGCAAGUGGAAUAUUUCCGCAGUGAGAAACUGAAGUUUGACCGGGAGGUGGCAAAGUGGGAUGAUACAGGCAACGAUAUCAUCGUGCUGGCUAAACACAUGUGCAUGAUCAUGAUGGAAAUGACUGACUUCACACGGGGGCGCGGGCCGCUGAAGACCACGAUGGACGUGAUCAACGCGGCCAAGAAGAUCUCUGAGGCGGGCACCAAGCUGGACAAGCUGACGCGCCAGAUCGCGGACCAGUGCCCCGAGUCGUCCACCAAGAAGGACCUCCUGGCCUACCUGCAGAGGAUCGCGCUCUACUGCCACCAGAUGAACAUCACCUCCAAAGUGAAGGCCGAUGUGCAGAACAUCAGCGGGGAGCUCAUCGUUUCUGGCUUGGACAGUGCUACCUCGCUGAUUCAGGCUGCGAAGAACUUGAUGAAUGCUGUUGUGCUGACUGUGAAGGCCUCGUACGUUGCAUCUACAAAAUACCCGCGCCAGGGGACUGUUGCGUCCCCCAUUGUCGUGUGGAAGAUGAAGGCUCCGGAGAAGAAGCCAUUAGUGCGUCCGGAGAAACCGGAAGAAGUGCGUGCCAAGGUUCGCAAAGGCUCGCAGAAGAAAGUGCAGAAUCCCAUCAAAGCCCUGAGUGAAUUCCAAAGCCCGACUGAGUCAAUAUAAUUUAUUCUGUUGGAAUUCUGCUGCAUAAAAUGAGAGGUAAGUAAAUUAUCCUGUGGUUCAAGCAGAUUUGUUGUAACCAGAUGCAAAGUAUUUAAGGAUAUGUCUCGCACACCAUGUUGGAUUAUUUCAUUUUUCGUCAUUUAUAUUAUUUUAGGGCUGUUUGUGUAAUUCAUCACAUAAUGUUAUUGCUUCUCAUUUUAAGUUUCAUUUCAAAUUGUUGCUCAAGUGUUCAUAAAAUUUAUCACUUAGAUCACCAAUUAUAUCUUAAAAACAACGUUAACCACCUAUCUGGUGAGAGAAUUUGUGACCUAUAACAAAUCAGUACAGCUAUCAAAAUAAAUUUACAGGGAAAUUUGUGAAUUUAUUAUGACAAGAAAAUGAUAACCAUCUUGGCAUGCGAGACCUUGCCUGUAUAGGAUCAAAGGAUGUCAGUUUUAAAAAUUGAACCCUUUUCUUUUGUACUUCACAGACCAUCUUGUGCUUCUAUUUAUGUUACCUCAUGUAUUGAAAUAUUUAGUCAGAAUUUUUACCUAUACAUUUUAAGGUAGUUUGUUACUUGGGGCAGCUUUGACUGAACUAUUAAAACUGCAUUUUGAAUUUAAGUAGAUUUGUGUGAAUUCCAGUGCAGGUAAUUUCAUAAAUUUUAAUCCUUUUUAAGUGGUGAAGCAAUAAUAAAAGUGGUUAUAUUUUCUGAAUAUUCCUUGUAAUGUGAUGAUCAUUAUAUUUGUACUUUUUAUUUUUUGACGUAUAGUGUUGUAUGCGUAGCGGGUUUAGUAAAGUAAUAUAAUAUAAUAGUUAUCUUUUAAAGACUACUUAGCUGUCACAACCAAAGCAUCUUUAUAAUUGUACUAAUUGUAUCUACAUUCAGUGAAUUCGGAGUGUUAGAGUGUAAAAUAUUGUCAAAUUAAAAGACUGUAAAAAAUGUUAAUGCAGAUGUUUUGGCAGAAGUGUUUAAUAAUAUCUACCAUUUUAUUGUAGUUUUUACAAACCAAAUCCAUAUUUUCUGGGUCCAAUGUUUUGUUUUCAUUUAAAUAAUAUUAAAAAUGCAGGCAUUUAUUAAGGUUGUGUGUUUUUCACAGAGUAUUACUACUUAAUAGGAAAAAAACCUCACUUAUAUAAUAAGAAUUAUUCUAAUAGUCCAUCUAUAAAUUAUUAUUUUUUAUUAUUAUUUGAAGAACUAUAUUAUGUUGUUUCUAAUCUAGAAUUUUAUCUGAUUUUAUUAGAGAAAGCAUAUGCACUGUAGUCUUUUCAUUUUGGUCAACUGUUUAGUUUUUGGAUGUUCAUUUCAUAUAAAUUUUUAUUUGCUCCUAUAUAUUUUCUUUUAUUUAUAACAAAUUUGGUAAUGAAAUUAUUUAAAUAUUCAACCAGAAACAGUCGAAUAGGGUGUUGAAUUUGUCGAAGAUGUGCAGAAAUUAAGCAGAAAGUCUUUAAAUGUUUCAACAGAAACUUCUUAAACUGUAUUAAUGAACUGCUAUUAUUGAAACAGUUGACUGUGGAUUUGUACAGGUAAUAAUUGACAGAUAUCGAAUAUUAGUUUUUUUUCUGCAUUGUGAAUUUGUAGUUAGCUUCCAAGGAAUUUUUGUAUAGCCUUGUAUGUGUGCUUUACUGUUUAAGCUUUACAGUGUUUUUACCAGUGUAUCUGUAACUAUUUUUUAAUUUAUUUUUAAUGGAUACUAGUUUUAAUUUUGGUUGGCUGCAUAUAAUAAUAAAACUGUGUUCUUAUGAGGCAAGCUGAUUGAUAUUUUUAAUCUUCAAAAACUAAAUGUACAAUUGGUUUCUGUCACACUGUCAAAUUGUUGUCUCCAACUAUUUUUGACUACAAAGUUUGAAGAAUAACAUGGUACUAAAUAUGGCCUUCGAUUUAUCCAUCAAAUAAAGUUGCACAAGUAACAUCAAACAGGUGUUAAAUACUGUCAUACUAUAAAAGUUUAUUGAUGAACUAAGCUAGUUAGAUUUUUUCAAUUUAAAUAUUUUUAAAUUAUGAAAAUGCAUUACAGUGCAGGAUGGAUAAUUUUUGAAUGUUAGGGUUUCUAUGCAUUUCUUAACAUUUAAAAAAAAGUGUAUUUUUAAAUCACUUAAUAUUAGUUGCAUGAUAAAAUUAAUGUCCUGCAAUAUUUAAAAAUUAUAGACAUUAUUCACUUUUCCCACAGAAAUUUCUCUACAGGUGACUUUCAUAAUAUAACAUUAAUUACCUUUAUAACCUUCUUAAUACUCCAUGCAUGCUUUGCAAUUUUAAGAUUUGUUGGGCCAGAAAUUUGACAUGAUUCUGAUUGGCUCAUUCCAAAUAACAAAUCUUGUUAUUUUAAUAGAAACUCAAGUCAUCCAGAUUGUCGAAAAAACAUGUCUUCAUAACUAUCCAACAUUAUUUGACCAACUUUGUUGGAAGUGGGAGUUUGACACUGUGAAAGGACCUUCUUGUAUACAAAACCAGAAUUAUUGAAAAGGUCACUAUAAAAGUUUUUUUUUUUUAUAUAUAUUUUUUUAGUGUGUCAAUUCUCUGAUGUCGAUGUGUUGCUAGUGACUUUUAUUGAUUUUUAGCAAUUUUUUAGUUCCCAUGGGUUAGAAGCGUAGUAGAAUAUCACAUAUGCAUAUUUUAUUUUAAAUGACUAUCAGUAUUUAUCACUCAAUCUUUUUUCUGCAUUUUGUUGCCAAUUUAAAAAUUACAAUUUUCAAGGUAUAUGGCAAUUUGUUAUGCAUUUUUAUUCUUUUACCUGAAUGGCUAUACUUAAGUUAGUGAAUUUAUACUAGCCACAAACUGUUCUAUAUUAAUAGUGUACAGACUUUUGAAAUUUGGGUUUUUAAAAUUGCUGUUUUGUGUACCAUUGGUGUUGAUUCUGAUGUAGCGCACUCAUUGUCUACUGAAGUUGUUUUUUGAAGGAACUUAAAAACAUUGUAGGCAGAGUCAGGCUUCUCUGCCCAUGCCUUUUCAUUCAUUUUAACUAAAGAUAUGUUUUGGUAUACUGCUCACCAAGAAAAAAAAUUUGUGAGCUGUAUUCUGAACAAAAACUAUGUUUUUCUGGAUAUAUUUAAAAGAAUGGUACAUAUUGAGAAAUUUAAAUUAACCUUUUUUCAUAUUUUUUGUGCUUGACAUUGAUGGGAAGGUCUGUCUCCAAGAACAAAGACCCAUCAAACCAUAUUUGAGUGUAUCCUGUUACUGUGCAAUUUUUUUUUUUUUUUUUUUUUUAAUUCAGCUGUUUGUACAGAUGUGCUUUGGCUUUUGCACCCAGUUUGGGGUGAUGAUUGUCUUUGAUGUCUUAGUUUGUAAUUACAUUAAGGGCUCUGAUACUACACAUUCAUGAUGACAGCCAUGCUGGAUUAGCAAUUUUGUUAGGUAAUUGAAUGUCAAUAUAGUUUUAGUAUGUAUACCAUAAAAAACCUUUGAGUGAGUCUCAAUACUCACCAGUGAUACGCAACACAUUUAACCUCGGUAAUUCUUGUGUUCUCAUGUGGCAAACACAUUUAUAGUACGAAACUUGGGCCUCGGGCAUGAAAUGUAAUUUCUUUAAAAUAAUGUUGAGUGUGAUAUUGACAAAGUAGUUUUUAACUACGUUUGUGGAUGCAAAUCACACCUGAUGCUAGAAUUUGCUACCAGAAUCGUUAAAGAUGCUACGUUGACUAUUUAACCAUUCAUUUAACAAAUUAGCAAAAUUUCAAACUAUUAUGAAACAAUUGUGAUAUAAGCAUAUAAAAUACUAAACCCCAGUUUUAGACUUUCAUUUUUGACAAGAAAUUUUAUUUAAGUACUGCCCAUCUUGUUCAAACAGUUAAUACUGUAAUGUUUACCUUUGUCAUUGUGAACGUUGAUUCACAUCAUACGUGUGAAAUAACCUGUAUUGUGAAGCAAAAAAAAAAAAAUGAAGACAUAGAUUCGGUAUUGAAGUAAAUUAGUUACUGUGUUUAAUUAGCCAUUUAAUUAGAACCCUUUUGUACUUGUUCAAUUUGGUAUAUUUAUCAUUGAGGCCUAAGUGUUUCAUUUUGUGUAUUGAUGCAGAAAAUGUGUACCACAGCAGUAUAAACUUUGUAUGUCAUUGUGAAUGUAAGACUGUCACAUAUCAGCAUAAAUUUUCAUUUUUGUUAACCAUUCCAAAACAUUUUAAUUUGUAUUGAUGUAGAUACUGUAAGGUACUGUAACAUAACUUUUUUAUGACAAAUAAAUAGUUGACCAAA